Molecule: messenger RNA, 3261 nt
Organism: Balearica regulorum gibbericeps (East African grey crowned-crane)
Lineage: Eukaryota; Metazoa; Chordata; Aves; Gruiformes; Gruidae
Source: RefSeq, a predicted model, not a curated record
AUGCGUGUUGUCUCUGCCGGGGUUUUAGUAAAGAGCGUACGGGCACGGGAAGGUCAGGAGGGCUGGGGAGAGGGCUUGGUUUGGGUGCAGAAGCAGCAUCUUGCCCGGCUAAGUCUGCGAGCGGGAUCGCGGCCAUCAUCUGGGCGCUGCAUCUUGCAGGGAUGUGCCUGGAAGCUGCAGGGAACAGGCACCAGCGAUGCUGCGAUCAUCUCCAGUAAUGGUGUGUCGAGAACAAAGUCGGUGCCUCCCUACCUCAGUAUCCUAAUCAAGUUCUGGCAGCUACAGGAAUACCAGUUCUGGGAUAAAGGAGGCAUUAGAGGUGAGGAUCUGGAGGCUUAUCAACAGAAGCUAAAGCUAGCCCUUAUAGGUCAAAGUAUUUUUGGACAAGAAGUUUAUAACAAGCUGAGAAAAGAGGGCCAUAAAGUCGUAGGAGUAUUCACGGUGCCUGACAAGAAUGGACAAGCCGAUCCUUUGGCACUGGCAGCGGAGAAGGACGGCACUCCUGUUUUUAAGUUCCCCAGAUGGAGAGCUAAAGGCAAACCUAUCCAGGAGGUAGUUGCAGCCUACAAAUCAGUUGGAGCAGAGCUAAAUGUCCUUCCGUUCUGUACACAGUUCAUCCCUAUGGAUGUUAUUGGCUGCCCAAAACAUGGUUCAAUUAUUUACCAUCCAUCCAUCCUACCACGCCACCGAGGAGCUUCUGCAAUCAACUGGACUUUAAUUCAAGGAGAUAAGAAAGCAGGAUUUACUAUUUUUUGGGCUGAUGAUGGUUUGGACACUGGACCAAUACUUCUGCAGCGAGAAUGUGAUGUUGGCCAAAACGAUACUGUGGAUGACCUGUAUAACCAGUUUCUCUUCCCAGAAGGAGUAAAGGCUAUGGUGGAAGCUGUACAUCUAAUUGCUGAUGGUAAGGCCCCUCGUAUACCUCAGCCUAAAGAAGGGGCAACAUAUGAAGGGAUCCAGAAAAAGGAAAACGCAGAGAUCUCCUGGGACCAACCUGCAUCAGCUUUGCACAACUGGAUUCGAGGGCAUGAUAAAGUGCCUGGAGCAUGGGCAACAAUAGAUGGCCAGGUGGUUACUUUUUAUGGGUCAUCAUUACUUGAUGCUUCAGUGCCUGCUGGACAAGAGCUGGCAAUAAAAGGUGCAUCAAGACCUGGACUUAUAACCAAGAAUGGUCUAGUCAUUUUUGGUAACGAUGGGAAGAUGGUACUAGUGAGAAAUCUACAGUUUGAGGACGGAAAAAUGAUCCCUGCAUCUAAAUACUUCUCUGCUGAUGAAACAACUGCCCUGGAACUUACAGAAGAGGAGAAAAAGAUGGCAGAAGAUAUUAGGGCUAUUUGGAAGGGAAUUUUGAGCAAUGUUGCUGUAAUUGAGGAUUCCACAGACUUCUUCAAAUCUGGAGCAUCCUCUAUGCAUGUUGUCAGAAUGCUAGAAGAGAUCAAACAGAAAUAUAGUGGACUUCAACUACAGAAUGAAGAUGUGUAUAUGGCCACUAAGUUUGCAGACUUUAUUCAAAUGGCUGUCAGAAAAUUCAGAGGAGAAGACAAAGAAGAAGAGUUAGUCAUUGAUUAUGUUUCAAAAAAUGUGAACAACAUGACUGUGAAUAUGCCAUACCAGUGUUUCAUAAAUGGCCAAUUUAUAAAUGCUGAUGAUGGAAAAACAUAUGACACUAUAAAUCCAACGGAUGGAUCAGUAAUAGCCAGUGUAUCUUCUGCUUCAUUGGCUGAUGUUGACAAGGCAGUGGCAGCAGCAAAGGAGGCAUUUGAAAAUGGUGAAUGGGGAAGAAAAGGGCGACUCAUGUACAGACUUGCAGACCUGAUGGAAGAACAUCAAGAAGAGUUAGCAACAAUAGAGUCUAUCGACUCAGGAGCUGUCUACACUUUAGCUUUGAAGACUCAUGUUGGAAUGUCUGUGCAAACAUUCAGAUACUUCGCUGGAUGGUGUGACAAGAUUCAGGGUGCUACAAUUCCAAUUAGCCAGGCCCGGCCAAACCAUAAUCUAACGUUCACCAAGAAAGAGCCAAUAGGUGUCUGUGCAAUCGUAAUCCCCUGGAAUUACCCACUGAUGAUGCUUGCAUGGAAGAGCGCAGCGUGCUUGGCUGCAGGCAACACACUUGUUCUCAAGCCAGCUCAGGUCACACCUCUGACUUCCUUGAAGUUUGCCGAACUCUCAGCUAAAGCUGGGUUUCCCAAGGGUGUUAUAAAUAUUCUGCCUGGUUCAGGUGGCUUAGUGGGACAGCACCUCUCUGAACAUCCAGAUGUUCGCAAAGUUGGAUUCACUGGUUCAACACCAACUGGUAAACAGAUCAUGAAGAGUGCAGCCACUAAUCUGAAGAAAGUUUCUCUUGAGCUUGGUGGUAAAUCACCAUUGAUCAUAUUCAGUGACUGUGAACUUGACAGAGCUGUAAAAAUGGGUAUGGGAGCAGUAUAUUUCAACAAAGGAGAAAACUGCAUUGCAGCUGGCAGGUUGUUUGUGGAAGAAUCAAUCCAUGAUGAAUUUGUUAGAAAAGUGGUGGAAGAAAUAAAAAAGAUGAAAAUUGGUGACCCACUUGAUAGAUCUACAGAUCAUGGUCCACAAAAUCACAAGGCACAUUUGGAAAAGCUGCUGCAAUAUUGUGAAACUGGAGUAAAAGAAGGAGCCACUCUGGUGUAUGGAGGAAGACAAGUACGUAGACCAGGUUUCUUCAUGGAACCCACUGUAUUCACAGAUGUCGAAGACCAUAUGUAUAUUGCCCAGGAAGAGUCCUUUGGUCCUGUGAUGGUGAUUUCUAAAUUUAAAAAUGGGGAUGUCGAUGGAGUGCUGCAACGGGCAAAUACCACAGAAUAUGGCUUAGCUUCAGGAGUUUUCACAAAAGACAUAAGCAAAGCUCUCUACAUCAGUGAAAAGCUAGAAGCUGGCACAGUUUUUAUUAACACAUACAACAAAACUGAUGUGGCAGCACCAUUUGGUGGAUUUAAACAGUCUGGCUUUGGGAAAGAUUUAGGUGAAGAAGCUCUUCAUGAAUAUCUUAGGACCAAGGCUAUCACUGUGGAAUAUUAAAUGAAGAGCCUCACUUGGAAAGUAAACUUUCAGCAGAGUUUGAAUCUUAAUGACUCCAUGAAGCACUUAAUACCAUGCCCAGGAUAUGCUGUCUGCAGUGCUACAACUGGAAAACAAAACAAAAAGAAACACAAACCAAAACACCCAUUCCAUGGAUAAGUUUCUAUAAACCAGGUCCAAGUUUUAGUAUCUCUGACAGAUAGAAGUAUUUGGAAAUUAACCUGA